This is a messenger RNA of Ciona intestinalis (vase tunicate), 2028 nucleotides long. Lineage: Eukaryota; Metazoa; Chordata; Ascidiacea; Phlebobranchia; Cionidae. The record is from RefSeq and is a predicted model, not a curated record.
AAGGUGUCCCGUCCUCCCAUCCUACUAUAUAUUUAUUUAAUAGAUUUUCUGGUAUAAAUUUAAAGUGAAACUGCAGUUAUGUCUGGUAUGGUUACAAAAGUAGAGAUACGAGUCUCGUGCGCUGGGUUGGUAAGCCGAGAUGCAUUAUCUGCUUCUGAUCCGGUGGUUGUACUUCGUAUGAGAGAACCAAAUGGAAAAUAUCACGAGAUCGGUCGAACAGAAAAGGUGAAAAACAACAAUUCCCCAGUGUUCGCGAACAGUAUUGAAUUAGACUACAGAUUCGAAGAGGUUCAACAUCUUAAGUUUAAAGUUGUUGAUAUUGAUAAUGAUUCGGCAACACUGGACGAUGAUGAUGGCCUCGGGUCAGUGGAACUAACAUUGGCUCAGAUUGUAUCCGCAAAGGAAUUAACGAAGAAGUUACGAAGGAAAUCCUCGGAAACAGAAGCAACAAUUACAAUUAAGGCUACAGAAAUAACAAACAUUAAUGAAGUAGAAUUUAACUUGAGAGGCGAAGGACUGGACAAAAAAGAUUUCCUUGGUAAAUCUGAUCCUUUUCUUGAAAUUUAUAGAGAAGAUGGGGAAGAUCAGUGGACAUUGGUUCACAAAACUGAGGUUGUUAAAGGAACAUUAAAUCCAGUGUGGAAUAAAUUCUCAAUUCGAGUCCAAACAUUAUGUAAUGGGAAUAUGGACGCUUCUAUUAAAUUCAGAUGUUUUGACUUCGAUAAGAACGGUGAGCAUGAUUUGAUCGGAGAGUUUUGUUGUUCAUUGAACGAUGUAAUCGACGUGAAACCUCAGCCGUGUCUUGCUCUCGUUAAUCACAAGAAAAAAGCGAAGAAGAAAGAUUACAAGAAAUCUGGAAGAGUCACAUUUGCUCGGUGUAAAGUUGUGAAAAAAUAUUCCUUUCUUGAUUAUGUGUUUGGUGGUUGCCAUAUUAACUUCACUUGCGGGAUCGAUUUCACUGGGUCUAAUGGGGAUCCAAGGAGAAAAGAUUCACUUCAUUAUCUGGAAGGGAUUCACCCAAAUGAAUACGCCCAAGCAAUUCUUUCAAUUGGUCGUGUUAUACAGGAUUAUGACACAGACCAAUUGUACCCAGCUUUUGGAUUUGGGGCAAAGAUUCCGCCAAACAAUGAAGUUUCUCACGAAUUUCCUCUUAACUUCCAACCACAGAACCCUUACUGCCAAGGUGUUGAAGGGUUGAUGGCAGCUUACCACAACGCGAUACGAAACGUGCGUUUGUGGGGACCAACCAAUGUCGCUCCAAUAAUAAACCAUGUUGCAAGAUUUGCAUUCGAAACACAACUGAACCCUAAAGCUACGCAAUACUUCGUCCUCUUGCUUAUCACUGAUGGUGAGAUCACGGACAUGGAGCAAACAUCACACGCGAUCGUUCGAGCCUCCAACCUCCCGCUGUCAAUCAUCAUCAUCGGAGUUGGGAACGCUGACUUCACAGCGAUGGAAUUUCUGGACGGGGAUCAAGGGGUGCUCGCAUCACUCGUGGAUGGGACCAAGGCAGCCAGGGAUAUCGUGCAGUUUGUUCCGUUCAGGAAAUUUAAAUUGUCAUCUGCUGGUGCCUUGUCGAGUACUGUGUUGGGGGAAAUCCCUCGGCAAGUCACAGAAUAUUUCUCGAUUCGAAAUAUGCCACCCGGUGUUGAAGGUAACAAUGAACCAGUUCAACCAUCGUCAGAUACCCGAGAAGCUGUUGAACCAUCGUCAUAGUUAUGUCAUAAUACUUGCACUAUUCCAUUAUAGUAAUAUUGUUAUAUAAACUAUUAAACCCGCGUGUAUGGUAGGGUGGGGGAAGAUGGGACACCUAUAGCACACAAUAUCCAAAUUUCCUGAUUGUGUUUUAAAGAAUUAACAACGGUUUAUGGGAGUUGUGAAGAUACGGUUUCAUAAUUCUUUGAAUUUUCUUUGUUUACUACUAAAUGGGACAAGAAAAUAGAAUGAACAAGUGUCCCAUAUUCCCCGACCCUACUAUAUUUAAUGCUUGUUUCUAUGAAAACUUCUGUUUCAAUAAAAAAUCCCAUA